This is a messenger RNA of Juglans microcarpa x Juglans regia, 3209 nucleotides long. RefSeq names its product probable transmembrane GTPase FZO-like, chloroplastic. NCBI's taxonomy places the organism in Eukaryota, Viridiplantae, Streptophyta, Magnoliopsida, Fagales, Juglandaceae. Gene Ontology annotation, molecular function: GTP binding. The transcript is spliced from 11 exons. Gene Ontology annotation, cellular component: chloroplast membrane. Bases 181 to 2952 code for a protein of 923 amino acids. Gene Ontology annotation, biological process: thylakoid membrane organization. The record is from RefSeq and is a predicted model, not a curated record.
GCAGCCUUCGCUUUCGUUUUCCUCUCUCGUCUCAACGGAUAAGAAAGUUGACGAAAACACACCACCGUAUAUCGAUGGGAAGAUAAGCUUCUUUCUCGCACCCGCACUCUCUGUCUCUCUCUCUCUCUCAAACUUCAGAACAACAACAACAACGCAGCGAGACACUCGUUUCUCAGUCCCAUGGUACCCCUCCUCUCCUUUGAAACCCCGAGAGUCCCUCUCUUUUUUCUCAACCCCACCCCACAUCGCCUUACACAAUUUACUCGCUCAAAAACCCCACUACGCCGAACCCACUACCCCAUUACCUCAAUCUCCCAAGACCCUUAUCGCCUCCCCAACCAGAACCCUCCAAACCCACCUAAGUCCCAGCCCAGAACUCUCUUCCCCGGCGGCUUCAAGCGCCCCGAGAUCAGAGUCCCCUGUCUCGUCCUUCAGUUGGAUCCAGACGACGUCAUUGGUCGACAGGAUGCCUUGGAUUUGAUCGACAAGGCCGUUGCCAAGUGGGUUCGGAUUGUUUUGCUCAAUGGCGGUGAAGGAAGUGGUGCUGGGAGGGUUUACGAGGCCGCUUGUUUGUUGAAAUCGAUUGUUCGGGACCGCGCAUAUUUGUUAAUCGCGGAGCGAGUAGAUGUCGCUGCAGCCGUUGGAGCUAGUGGGGUUGUACUCUCUGAUCAAGGUCUUCCUGCCAUUGUGGCCAGAAACACAAUGAUCGAUUCCAAGUCUGAAUCGGUUGUUCUUCCUUUGGUAGCUAGGAAAGUGCAAACUGCAAAUGCUGCUUUAAAUGCGUCUUUUUCUGAAGGUGCUGAUUUUCUUAUAUAUGACAUUGGUGGAGAGAAACAUGUUGAUAUGGCAGAGAACUCUGUAUUUGAGAAUGUGAAGAUACCAAUUUUUGUCAUCUUUUCUUCCCAUGGAGAGGAUGCAUUAUUGAAUGAGGCAUCGGAUAUACUCAAAUUGGGUGCUAGUGGUUUCGUGAUCCCUUUGGAAGGUUUGGGGUUGUUUGAGGAUGAUGUUUUGAGGAAAUUGUUUAACAAUGCAUACAUGAAUAAAAGAAUGCAGGAUGAAGUUGAAAGCUCUAUUAAGUUCAAAUUAUUGAAUGUGGAUAAUGGUGGUUAUGGGGAAAAAAGAGUAGCUGGAUUUAUUAAAUUGGAAGAUAGAGAAAAACAGUUCAUAGAAACAGAGAGAACAGUUUUGCUCAAAGCAAUAAAUGUUAUCCAGAAAGCUGCUCCUCUGAUGGAGGAGGUUUCACUUCUCAUUGAAGCAGUUUCACAAAUUGAUCAGCCAUUUUUGCUGGUUAUAGUGGGUGAAUUUAACUCUGGCAAGUCAACGGUUAUUAAUGCACUUCUUGGAAGAAGAUAUCUCAAAGAGGGGGUUGUUCCUACAACUAAUGAGAUCACUUUUUUACGCUAUUCUGAGUCGGGUUCUGGUCAUGAACAACAUUGUGAAAGGCAUCCGGAUGGUCAAUAUACAUGCUACCUGCCAGCUCCGAUUCUUAAAGAAAUGGUCGUGGUUGACACACCUGGAACUAAUGUGAUUCUUCAGAGGCAACAACGCCUAACCGAGGAAUUUGUACCCCGUGCAGAUUUGGUUCUUUUUGUUAUAUCUGCUGAUCGUCCUUUAACUGAAAGUGAGGUUGGUUUUCUUCGUUAUACUCAACAAUGGAAGAAAAAAGUUGUGUUUGUCCUGAAUAAGGCUGACCUCUAUCAGACUGCCCAAGAGCUUGAAGAAGCAAUAUCAUUCAUCAAGGAGAAUACUCGGAAAUUGCUAAAUACAGAGGAUGUGACAUUAUAUGCUGUCUCGGCACGAUCUGCUCUUGAAGCAAAACUUUCAUCUUCAUUUGAGACUGAAAAUAACCACGGUGAUUUAUUGGUGUUUGAUUCCCAAUGGGGAAGCAGGAGCUUCUAUGAAUUUGAAAAUUAUUUAUAUAGUUUUUUGGAUGGCUCAACAAAUGCUGGAAUGGAGAGAAUGAAGCUAAAACUUGGAACACCCAUUGGCAUAGUAGAACGGCUACUUUCUGCUUGUGAUACGCUUGUGCGAGAGGACUGCCGGGUUGCCAAGCAAGACUUGGUCUCAGUAAACAAUAGAGUUGCUAGCGUAAAAGAAUAUGCCUCAAAGAUGGAAAGUGAGAGCUUGUCUUGGAGAAGGAAGGCUUUAUCUCUAAUUGAGACUACAAAAUCACGUGUUCUGGAGCUUAUAGAAGCUACUCUUCAACUGUCCAAUCUUGAUCUUGUUGCUUCAUAUGUUUUCAAAGCAGAAAAAUCGGGAACAAUGCCUGCCACAACAAGGUUUCAAAAUGAUCUGAUUGGUCCCGCACUCUCAGAUGCACAAAAACUACUUGGGGAAUAUGUCACGUGGUUACAGUCAAGCAAUGCUCAGGAAGGGAGUCUGUACAAGGAUUCUUUUGAAAAAGAAUGGCCUUCAUAUGUUUAUCCAAACACUCAGGUGCAUUUCGAGACCUAUGAGUUGCUGAAAAAGUUGGAUAGGAUCAGCUUGAGUGUGAUAGAGAACUUCGGUGCUGGUGCUGCUUCCAAGUUGUUUGAGCAAGAAAUCCGCGAAGUGUUCUUAGGGACUUUCGGAGGACUGGGGGCAGCUGGUUUGUCUGCUUCACUUCUGACAUCUGUAUUGCCAACUACUUUGGAGGAUCUUCUCGCUCUUGGCCUUUGUUCCGCUGCCGGGUUAUUAGCAAUUUCAAACUUCCCAGCUCGCAGGCAAGGGAUGAUAGAUAAGGUGAGAAGGGCUGCAGAUGCCUUGGCCAGUGAACUUGACGAGGCCAUGCAGAAGGAUCUAUUGGAAGCUAUCAAUAAUAUGGAAAGCUUUGUGAAAAUCAUUGCCCAGCCCUACCAAGAUGAUGCACAGCAUAGACUAGACAAACUCUCAGAGAUUCAACAAGAAUUGUCGGGAGUUGAGAAAGAAAUUCAGAAACUAAAUAGUGAAAUUCAAAAUCUUCAUGUAUCAUGACAUCAGAAAACUUUGCUGUUAUCUGAGGCUUUCCUUCUUGGUAGUGAAUGCUCCACGAGUUGUUUUGGGUAACAACCAUUUAACAUAACAAUGUAUCGAUAGAGUACCAAUUUUUCAUUUAAUUUGGAGCAUUCAACUCUGAUUCAUUCUUGAGGGAAAUGCUUUAUGCUCUUACAGAUUGAAUGAGGUGUAAUAUGGGCAAUGACCCUUACUCUUAAGCUUUUUAUGUAUUGUCCACAAGCUGAUGCAAACCCAAA